GUUCGAUUACACGCUAGUAAGGUACUGGAAAUGUCGUAUUUUCUUCUAUCAACUUGGCAACACUGACGUAGAUCGCAAGACGGCACGUGGCGAUGUUCGCGCGUGUUUUCUACUGCAAACCGAAGUCUUGGAACGCUCACGUUUAUAACUACAUAAAUGCGAAGUAUUUGUAGGAGCAACCGUGGUCUGCAGUUGUAACAAAUCUCUUAACCAUGUUUGAGCCUAAAUUGACGAACACGUCGCCCAAUUUCGGCGUACCGCCCGACAAGCAGAACGAGCUGUUGCAGUCUCUAGGCGCGCCUCACAUCGAUUCCUUUAAUUAUAUGCUGGACGAUGGCCUUUUUCAAAGUUUAAAGGACAGCACGCCAGUGUAUUUAACUCUUCCCAAUGACGACAAGAUAGUACUCUGGCUGGACAACGUACAUAUCCAUAAGCCCACUGUACCUUCUAGUACAAUUGGUGUGAAAACGUUCAAAGUAUAUCCGAUGGAGUGUCGGCAGAGAGGCACCACUUACAGGGGUAAGAUAACGGUCAGACUCAGGUGGUCUAUCAAUGGCAAGGACCAGGAACCUCUCGAGAGGGACUUGGGAGAAAUUCCGAUCAUGGUCAAGUCCAAUCGGUGCCACUUGAACAAAAUGAGCCCUAAAGAAUUGGUCGCUCACGGCGAGCAUGAAGACGAAUGGGGCGGAUACUUCAUAAUCAAAGGCUUGGAGCGGCUCGUACGGAUGUUGAUCAUGACGAGGCGAAACUAUCCCAUCGCUGUCAAGAGGCCGACUUGGAAGGGUCGCGGUGAACAAUUCAGCGAGUUUGGUAUUCUUUUGAGAAGUGUUCGGGAGGAUAACUUUACCAUUAAUAAUGUGCUGCACUACGUGAACGAUGGUUCCGUAAAGUUAGCAUUUACGUACAGGAAAACUACGUACUAUGUGCCACUAAUACUGAUGUUAAAAUGUCUGGUAGACAUGACCGAUUUGUAUAUUUUCAAGGCACUAGUCGCUGGAUGCGAAGACGAUCUUUACUACAAUAAUAGUAUCACGAAUAUGUUACGUGCCCUGCACGAGGAAGGUCUACACUGGCACGAGCAGUGUAAAGCGUACAUAGGAGAGAUAUUUAGAGUGAAAUUCUCUGAAUUGCCUGCAGACGCGACUGAUAUAGACGUCUGUGACUUUAUCCUCAAAAAUUGCGUCGCUAUUCAUCUUGACGAGCCUAUCGAGAAGUUCCAUUUGCUUGUAUUCAUGACCAAGAAACUGUUCUCCCUCGCGAAUAAUAAGUGCGCCGUUGAGGGCGCGGAUGCCGUGAUGAUGCAGGAGUGUUUACUAGGCGGAUACCUGUAUCAGCAGGUUCUCAAAGAAAAACUGUCCUCAUGGCUCGCAGGAGUCAAACUUUAUAUUCUCAAACGUGCCAAGAGCGCCGGUAAUAGAUACAAUUUGAAUAUGCAGGAAAUGUUGAACGUCACCAAAUUUCAAAGCAGAAUCGACUUACAAAUGGAGUACUUUUUAUCGACCGGAAAUUUAAGAUCGUCUACUGGUUUGGGACUCAUGCAAAACACUGGCCUUACGAUUGUCGUGGAAAAUAUCAACAGGAUGCGUUACAUGAGUCAUUUUCGUUCGAUACACAGAGGCGCGUUCUUCCAAAAUAUGAGGACUACCGAGGCUCGUCAAUUGUUGCCUGAUGCGUGGGGAUUCAUCUGUCCGAUUCAUACACCAGAUGGUGCUCCAUGUGGAUUGCUCAAUCACUUGACAAUGAAUUGCAUUGUCACAAAAUAUCCAGAUCCAAAAUUGAAAGCUGCGAUACCUGAGGUACUGGUAGAUCUCGGAAUGGUCCCGUUAUCCAUCGCGGAUGAUUGGAAAAAUUCAUAUAACGUGAUGUUAGAUGGAAAAUUAAUCGGCUUGAUUGAAGACAAAAUUAUUAACAGAAUAGUCUACAAGCUGAGACUGCUUAAAAUAAAGGGUGAAGAAGUACCAUCAACGUUGGAGAUUGCACUGGUGCCAAAGAAAAAUGUUCCGGCUCAGUAUCCGGGUUUGUUCUUAUUUACUAACGCGGCCAGAAUGAUGAGGCCGGUGAUAAAUUUAGCUACGCAGAAGAUUGAACUUAUAGGAACGUUUGAGCAAAUUUAUAUGGAGAUCUGUGUGACGCCUGAAGAAGCACAUGAAGGGUUGACAACGCAUCAGGAAGUAAGCCCGACAACAAUUUUCAGCAAUACAGCUAAACUCAUCCCGUUGCCAGAUUGUAACCAAAGUCCAAGAAACAUGUAUCAGUGUCAGAUGGGUAAACAGACAAUGGGUACGCCUUGCCACAAUUGGCAACAGCAGUCGCAAACGAAAAUGUACAGGCUGCAAACGCCCGCCGCACCACUCUUCAGACCGGUACAUUAUGACAACAUUGACAUGGACAGCUUUGCGAUGGGUACCAAUGCGAUAAUUGCUGUCAUCUCAUAUACAGGAUAUGAUAUGGAAGACGCAAUGGUCAUCAACAAGUCGUCGUACGAACGUGGCUUCGGACAUGGGUCGGUUUACAAGUCCGAGUUUGUUGAUUUGAAGGAUAAAAAGAGUUAUUUCGCUCGCGACCCGGAGAAACCUGACCUUGUGAAAACGAUAGAUGUUGACGGUUUGCCUAUGCCAGGUACUAUUAUCAAACAAGGAGACGCGUACUACUCCUAUUAUGAUGCUGAUAGUGCUCAGUACGUCGUUGGAAGGUAUAAGAGUACGGAAAAUGCUUAUGUCGAUAAUGUAAAGCUGUGCGGUACGUUGAGCGGUUCCGAUUCCCGAAGGGCGUGCAUUACAUUCCGUAUUCCCAGGAAUCCCAUAGUUGGAGAUAAAUUUGCGUCAAGAGCGGGACAAAAAGGAAUCCUCUCGCGGCUGUAUCCUACUGAAGAUUUACCGUUCACGGAGACCGGGAUGGUCCCCGAUAUUAUAUUCAAUCCGCACGGUUUUCCAAGCCGUAUGACAAUAGCUAUGAUGAUCGAAGUGAUGGCCGGAAAAUCAGCGGCUGUGCACGGAUUGGUUCACGACGCCACGCCCUUUAGGUUUGACGAAGAGAACACAGCCAUAAACUACUUCGGCAAAUUAUUAGAACUCGGUGGUUACAAUUAUUAUGGAAAGGAGAAAAUGUAUUCGGGUAUUUAUGGAUGUGAGAUGACCGCCAGCAUCUUCUUUGGCGUCGUGCAUUAUCAGAGAUUGCGACACAUGGUCUCUGAUAAGUGGCAGGUGAGAAGUACCGGACCGAUUGACAUGCUAACGAGACAGCCUAUUAAAGGUCGUCGACGCGGCGGUGGCAUUCGUUUCGGAGAGAUGGAACGAGACGCUUUGAUUUCUCAUGGUUGCUCGUAUCUUCUUCAAGACCGUCUCUUUCAUUGCUCUGACAAAAUAACGACUCUGGCGUGUAUAAAGUGCGGCUCAAUACUCGGACCGGAAUUGAUAGUGAAAAGUAGAUACGAUGACAAAAGGUGCCGUUUGUGCGGCGAGGAAGAUACCGUAGACGAGAUCGAGAUACCGUAUAUUUUCAGGUUUCUUUUAAUACAACUGGCGUCCUGUAAUAUAAACAUUAAAAUAAAAUUCAGACGAGUUUAACUAAUCGCGAGAAUGUGCCUGUACGUAAUACGUAUGUAUAUAUGUGAUAUGUAUAUGUAUAUCGUGUAUGCUGUCUUUUUCAACAGAAUAAAUUUUAUUUUCCUUUUCUAACAUUCCAGAGAACAAAUUCUAUUCAUAAAGCUAUUACACAAUGAAGUUUAUUACACCGGCGUUUGUAUACUAUCUCAUAUUCACGAUGUAAAAUACAUCUGUAUAUACACAAUUCGGACCAACAGUUUAUGUUACAAAAUUAACUCGCACAGAGGGAAAAUGGGCUCGAUUAUAUAUAUCUUCUUUACUUUUUUUACAUGGUACGUAAUGGAAGGGAAUGUAACUAUCUUGAAUUAUGUGUAUUUUGUAA
Messenger RNA from Vollenhovia emeryi, 3927 nucleotides. It is a transcript of the gene RpI135, whose product is annotated as DNA-directed RNA polymerase I subunit RPA2. Gene Ontology annotation, molecular function: DNA binding; DNA-directed RNA polymerase activity; ribonucleoside binding. Lineage: Eukaryota; Metazoa; Arthropoda; Insecta; Hymenoptera; Formicidae. Gene Ontology annotation, cellular component: RNA polymerase I complex; nucleus. Gene Ontology annotation, biological process: DNA-templated transcription. The record is from RefSeq and is a predicted model, not a curated record. Bases 213 to 3566 code for a protein of 1117 amino acids. The transcript has 16 exons.